UUGCGCCCCUUAUGAUGCUUUGCGCUGGAAUCUCCACCUCUAACUCAUGGCGGCGGUGGUAGAGGCGGUCGAGUGUUUUUUAUAACACCAGUGAAAGCCCGAGGUCUGGGAUUCCGUGUGCCAUUGUUUGUGCUGUCUACGGAGCAACGUGCGGUGCCUGGUGGGGAGCUUUUCUGUGCGCUGCGAGGGGAGAGAAGGGCCGGGUAAGUCCCGAAACGCUGCGGGAGAGUCUGCAUCUCUUCCUUCAGCGCCAUUUUGUAGCAGCGAGGAGGUUCCAAACACAAGAAAACGGCAGAGCUCAAGAUGACUAAUGAGGAACCUCUUCCAAAGAAGGUUCGCCUCAGUGAGAAUGACCUGAAGAAUCUCUCUAGAGAUGAAUUGUGUCUAAGAUGGAAACAACAUGAAGCAUAUGUUCAGGUUCUGGAGGCGAAAUAUGCAGAGCUGAACUCAAAUGAUGUCACUGGUUUGAAGGAGUCUGAAGAGAAACUUAAACAGCAGCAGCAGGAGUCUGCAAGAAGGGAGAAUAUCCUUGUCAUGCGGCUUGCCACAAAGGAGCAGGAAAUGCAGGAGUGUACUAACCAGAUUCAGUACCUCAAGCAAGUCCAGCAGCCCAGUGCAGCUCAGCUGAGAUCUACUAUGGUGGACCCUGCCAUCAACUUGUUUUUCCUUAAAAUGAAGAGUGAACUGGAACAGACUAAAGACAAACUGGAGCAAGCCCAAAAUGAACUCAGUGCCUGGAAAUUUACACCUGAUAGCCAAACGGGCAAAAAGUUGAUGGCCAAAUGUCGGAUGCUUAUACAGGAAAACCAAGAAUUGGGGAGGCAGCUUUCCCAGGGAAGAAUCGCUCAGUUAGAGGCAGAGCUGGCUUUACAGAAGAAGUACAGUGAGGAGCUUAAAAGCAGUCAAGAUGAGCUGAAUGAUUUUAUUAUUCAGUUGGAUGAAGAGGUGGAGGGAAUGCAGAGCACAAUAUUGGUCCUGCAGCAGCAGCUAAAGGAAACCCGCCAGCAGCUUGCCCAGCAAGCCCAACAGCAAUCCUCUGCACCUGGCACCAGCAGGACUACUGAGCAGUCUGGUCAGGCUGAUGCUCGAGUGGCCAAUGGACCAAGCAAUAGUGGCCAGCUACAGAGGACUUCGGUGUCGGGUGUUUAUAGAGAAGUCAGUAGCACUGAGGAAGAUUUUCCUUCCUCACCAGGCAAUGGGAAUAAACUUUCCAACCACUCAGAAGAGAGAUCAAGCAGAGGGGGGGUUAGCUAUGCAAACCCAUUGAGUGCUGGUUAUGAGAGUGUCGACUCUCCGACUGGCAGUGACAAUUCACUUGCACACCACUCAAACGAUACUGAUUCCAACCACGAUCCUCAAGAGGAGAAGUCAGUGAGUGGGAAAGGUAACAGAACUGCAAAUUCUCGCCAUGCCCACAAUGGUUUGGACUCGACUGUCAAUGCACAGAGUACUGUUUCGUAAUGUCAUUUAUAUUCAGCCAUUUUAUAUGAUGUGUGUAUACUUAAAUGUGCAUCUGCAGUUUUGUUAAGUUGACUGAGGAUGCUGUUCAGAUGUGUUGGGACUAGUGUUGAAGUAUAAAAUGAAACUUUGUUUCUCUUCCCUUGCCCAUGUGAUUCCGUUGCCACAGUUUAAAUUUUAACUUCGUUAAAUUUUCUUAAAAAAAAAAAAA
Polypterus senegalus (gray bichir) is the source of this 1669-nucleotide messenger RNA. It is a transcript of the gene wtap, whose product is annotated as WT1 associated protein. Gene Ontology annotation, biological process: regulation of alternative mRNA splicing, via spliceosome. The coding region runs from base 304 to 1461 and encodes 385 amino acids. Lineage: Eukaryota; Metazoa; Chordata; Cladistia; Polypteriformes; Polypteridae. Gene Ontology annotation, cellular component: nucleus. The record is from RefSeq and is a predicted model, not a curated record. The transcript is spliced from 8 exons.